AUGAGUACAGUAAAGCCAGUUAUAUCUGUAGAAAUAGAUGUAAUAGAUUGUGGAAUCGAUCAUGACAUAGAAGUAGCCACUGGAGAUGUUGAUAUUACUAGAUAUCCUUGGUUGGGAAUUUUAUAUUACAGCUAUUAUGGUGAAACUGACGAUGCACGAGCGGUGACGACAGUGGCUUUGAUUCAAGCUGAAUUUGUGAUAGCUCCUGCGGCGGAUAUUGGGCCAAUGCCUAAACAUGAUUUCAGAUCAAACGCUCGCGUACUUUUGGGUGAAAAUUGGAAUCGAAUCGGUCGCAAAGUGAGAAACUAUGUGAUACAUGAAGAGUAUGAAAACACGUAUAAUACCAUCGCUUUGGUGCAGCUAAGGACUCCAGUCAGAAACAUUAAUAUAAAACCGCUCUGUCCUCCGCCUCACAUAAUAAGGAAUCCGGACUUUUAUAUCGUCAAGUUUAAAGAAGAUUAUCAAAAUUUACAAAAGAGAGUUAUUCCAGUGUCUCACGUGCCAGCUAAUUUAUGUCGCGAGUUUUACUUGAGAGCUAAUUUAUACGCAAAGAAAUUGCGUCCACCGCAUGUAUCUUGUGCGGUAUCCUUAGAAGAAGAUAAUGUUUGUGUUUGGGACGCAGGUUCGUCUCUAGUGGCCAGGGAUGUAUGGGGGAGAUGGCAGUUGUUAGGUAUAGGCGUCCGCGGGCCAGGCUGUGGAGCGCCGUCCCGGUAUUUGGAUAUUAUGAGCUAUUUCCCCUGGAUAGAAAGCACAUUGAAUAAAUUCAGACGUAUCACCAUAUCUAAGAUGUCCAAACACAAGUAUAUAUUGAGAGGAGGCAGUACAGCUUACCAACGGUUCGGAAACUGUGAUGAAGAAGAGAAAGUAAAUCUUGUGUACCGAGAGAUGAUAUCGUUGCGUACUGAUAACGAUCAAUUCCAGUUUCUUACGUAUAAUCUGUCUUUAUACGACGAUGUUGAGUUCACUUGCCUCACACUAGAACUAAUCAACGCAUCUGCUGUAUCGGAAAUGAGAGUGAAACAUCUAUGCACUAGGUACUCUAAGGGACCACCGUGUUAUGCAUAUAAAGGCUCUGUUUUCGAAAUAUCAGUCUACCUAAUGUUUUCUGACACAUGCCGUUUCGAAAUGUUCGCAUGGGGUUUCAAGAAGAAUAUGACGUUAAUAGACAUUCAGGCUUGGAAAUGGGAAGAGGGGACCUAUUAUGAAGAUUUUACUAUGCUACCAGUCGAAUAUCGAGGACCCACGCAUUUAACAGAGUUUGGUUUUGAACCGCUCGAUAUGGGAAUGUGGGUACCGGAAUAUGAAUUGUGGACGACGACCGAAUUUGAUAAUAGCACCUGGUCUAGUACGACGAAGAAGCCUAAGAUGAUAGCUGAUGACGCAACACCACCUCCUCAGAAAGCUGAAAAGAAACGGCCAAGAGAAACUACCACCACGGAGGCGGGAGUCAAAACCACGCCUACUACUAUAUCCCCAAAUAUGUCAUUUAUAUUAUUUAUGACGGGAAAACCGAAUUUUGAUAUAGCAUACACACAGAAACCUAAUUAUGCUAAGAAUUAAUAAAUUCCCUUUGUUAUACUAUAAUAUUGAUUUUGCAUGUGGAUUUUGAUAUGUGUAUAAUUAAAAAAAUAAUUAAUUUAAACUAAAAACGAUAGACUUUUGUAUGAUGAUAUUAAAAAAAUAUUGUAAUCAUUUUUAUUCUAUUGUUAUUUAUCAAUGACAUCAACACAAAACAAAUAUUUUUUUUAACAUUACAUGAACGUACAAUUAUUGUGAUGAUGGCCUUUCAUGUUGAUUUAUAUGAAUAAUGUGAUUUAAGAAAUAAAGAAGAAAAAGGAAUUUUUCAUUACUAGAAAAAUCUGUUGCAAGCUAGAGAUUUUUUAUAUUAUACUAGCUGCUCCGCGCGGUUUCACCCCCGUGGCUACACUCCUAUUGGUCGUAGCGUGAUGAUAUA
Molecule: messenger RNA, 1954 nt
Organism: Colias croceus (clouded yellow)
Lineage: Eukaryota; Metazoa; Arthropoda; Insecta; Lepidoptera; Pieridae
Exons: 12
Coding region: 1-1560 (519 amino acids)
Biological process (GO): proteolysis
Molecular function (GO): serine-type endopeptidase activity
Source: RefSeq, a predicted model, not a curated record